This is a messenger RNA of Musca vetustissima, 1761 nucleotides long. Its product is annotated as sodium channel protein Nach-like. Gene Ontology annotation, biological process: sodium ion transmembrane transport. The record is from RefSeq and is a predicted model, not a curated record. The transcript is spliced from 10 exons. Gene Ontology annotation, molecular function: ligand-gated sodium channel activity. Gene Ontology annotation, cellular component: membrane. The coding region runs from base 1 to 1761 and encodes 586 amino acids. NCBI's taxonomy places the organism in Eukaryota, Metazoa, Arthropoda, Insecta, Diptera, Muscidae.
AUGAAAACAUAUCCUUUGGUACGCCAAAACCAACAUCGCCGGCAUCCGUUAAAUCGAACCAAAAGUCAAAUGCAACCAGCACAGCCACUACCACCACAACCAAAAAUCCAACAGUCAGUGGAUCCAUACCCAUAUAGACAAAAGGAAACGGAUGUUACACUUGUGAUGGGUCGUGCACCAUGGUGGAUACCACCAUCAACAACUAACGGCAAUCAGACGCGAAAUUUUACAUUUGCCGCAGCAUUGAAAGAUUUUUUGCAGAAUUUUUCAUUUCACAGCUAUGGGAAAUUAGUUGAACAUGGCCGGCCAUGCCAAGAAAGAUUAUUUUGGCUUGCUUUCCAUAUAUUGACAUUGUCGGCGCUAAUUAUUUUCCUUAUGAACUACAACAACACGAACAAACGGCUGCUGACCACCUCUAUUUACGAUCCCAUAUAUCCCAUAAGUGAAGUCUCAUUUCCGGCAGUAUCGAUUUGUUCAAUGAAUCGCAUAUCGAACGAGUCGGCCAGACGUUAUGCCGAAGAACUACGCAUGAAGGAUCCCAGAAAACGCAGCGCCGAUUAUUUUUAUAAGCAAAUUAAAUUCUUGCAAUACAAUUACUAUGUACGCGGUGAUAUGCCCGAUUAUGAGAAUGCAUUGAAAUUUCAGCGAUUCCUUGAUAUUUACGAUCGGGAGGAUGAUGAAAUGUUCUUUAAUACGAAACGAAGAAUGGCCCUGUUAACACCAAGUUGUAGCACCAUAUUGAAAGGAUGCCGCCUGGGAGGUGAAGAAAUUGAUUGCGCCCAAGAAUUUACGAAGACGUUUACCGCAAGGGGCCUAUGCUGUACAUUUAAUCGGGAUAAAAAGUACACAGCAAAACGUAAAUUCCGUCAUCGAUUUUUUGGUCCAGAUAUGGGUUUAGUCGUCUUGCUAAAUGCUUCACAAGCUGAUGACUUCAUACCAACGGCCUCUUCGGAAAGGUUUGAGGUUUUCAUACACAGUCCCUAUAUCUCACCCGAUCCAUCCUCCGGCAGUGUAGAAGAACGUAUUGUCGAAGGUGGUAAGGAUACAUUUCUGGCUUUAAAUCCAAGAAUUUUUCAGACAAUCGAUGAGGUGCGAUUUUAUAAGCCACGGGUGCGCAACUGCAUGUUUAAUGAUGAACUGCCCGAACUCUUUGGGAAAUCAUAUACCUACAGUAGUUGCAUAUCCUAUUGUCGAACACGCAGCCAAGUUGUGUUGUGUGAAUGUCUGCCCUUUAUGGCGAAUAGCUUGAAUAUAUCAUCGUCGACCGCUUACUGUAGCCUGCAACAUCGUGCAUGUCUGAUGCGUUAUGAUUUUAAAUGGUACAAUGUUAUGACACAACGACCAAAUACCGCUGGCCUGGAACGUGAAAUGGAGGAUUCAUUAUAUUGUCCAUAUUGUCUACCCACCUGUAGUGAAACACAAUAUAGUGUCACCGUAAUGGAUUUACCAUUAAACGAAUAUAAUAUGAAAUCAUUCACUAAUCACAAAGGCAAUCUUUCGGAUUUAGCCUUACUGCAUGUGUAUUUUGGCGUAACCCAUGGUGUCUACUAUCGACGGUUCCUCUUAAAUUCAUGGUUUGAAAAAUUCAGUUAUAUCGGCAGCAUUUGUGGCGUUCUUGCGGGAUUUUCAUUAGUUGGUAUUGGUGAAGUGAUCUUUUUUGUGCUGCAACAAUUAUUUAAAACUUUACGUAACGAAUUAUCAAUGGAUACAAAUCGAAUUCAGAGACGAAAACCUGUCGAACCAUUAAUUAUAUUGCCAUGA